CCUUCUCCAUUCCCCUCGCACCCGGCGGAGGGAGAGGGGGCGCGAGGCGGGGCUCUCGCGCGUGUGCGGCUCGCGCCGGCCGGAGCAGGGAGGGAGGGCGGCGAGCGAAGCUCGCGAGGGGCGCUGGGCCCCCGGAGCUCCGGCCAGCGCUGCCCAGCCAGCCCCGAGCGCGCCAAGCCUGCCGGAGCCGCCACCGCCCCCGUCAUGAGCCCCGGGAGCCGCCCGUGAGGCGCCCGGCCGCCUGGCCCACGACUGCCGCAGCUGCGCGCGUGGAGCUGUCCAGAAGUUGGAAUGGGAUGUGAGCCAUGAAUGGUGAUGCCCCUUGUCAGGACACCUCCUCCCAGGUCCCCGACUGGCGGGAGUUCUGCGAGCUGCACGCCCAGGCGGCCGCGGUGGACUUUGCCCAGAAAUUCUGCAGGUUCCUUCGGGAGAACCCACAGUACGACACCCCAGGAGCCGAGGCCUCUUUCUCCCAUCACUUUGCCGCCAACUUCCUGGACGUCUUCAGCGUCGAGGUGAGCCGUGUCUUCGUCUCUGACUCGCCCACAAAGUACAACAUCGUCCCCUUUGUGGGGCUGCAGCCCUGCCACAUGCCCAAUGCCCGGGGCCCCUUCCCCUGCCGAGAGGAGACCUCCACCGAGUCCCUCGACAGCAUGGACCCCGUGGCCGGGGCGCCCCCAGCCCGCUAUCUGAGCCAGGCCCAGCAGGCUCAGGCCCACAAGGUCUCUUCCUAUGGCCACUCGCGAAGCUCCGAAGAUGUGUCUUUCCGUGCCACGGCCAAGCCGAGAUUCAAGAAGGGCUUCUCGCUGCGCAACAUGAGCCUGUGUGUGGUGGAUGGCAUGAAGGAGAUGUGGCAUCGUCGGGCACCCCCCGAGCCCGAGGCUGGCCCGCUGCCAGCACCUGGUGGGGGAGAGCCUCCGGCAGAGCCCCGGGAGAAGUGGGCCCACCGGCUCAGGCUCUCCCGAGGUCCGGCCUCCAAGGUGGAGCUGGCCGACAUCCAGCGAGAGGGGACCUUGCGCUACAUGGUGGCUGACGACUCCAGCUGUGUCGGCGGCUCCCAAUGGCAGAAGUGCCGGCUGAUGCUCCGGAAGGCUGUGAAGGUGGAGGGCGAGCGGUUCCUGCUAGAGUUCUACGUCCCCCCCAAGGCCUCCAAGCCCAAGGUGAGCAUCCCCCUGUCCGCCAUCAUCGAGGUCCGGACCACCAUGCCCCUGGAGAUGCCCGACAAAGACAACACUUUCGUGCUCAAGGUGGAGAACGGAGCCGAGUACAUCCUGGAAACCAUCGACUCCCUGCAGAAGCACUCCUGGGUGGCCGAUAUCCAGGACUGCACAGACCCGGGAGACAGUGGGGACGACAUCGAGCUCUCGGCCUGCGCGCAGGGCAGCUGCCUCCCGGGCCGCGUGUCUUCCUGCAGCUGCGAGUUCCUCACAGAUGAGGCUCCCCGGCCCCCCGAGAGGUGCUCCGGGGCCCCCGAGGCAUCUAUGGCCGCCGUGGUCACAGCCCCGCACGGCAGGGCCAGGGACUCUGCGGGCGGUGAGCACCUGACCCACGUCCCUCUCGAGAACUUCCUCCAGACGUUGGAGUCUCCAGCCAGCAGCAGCCACCCAGGGGAGGAAUGCAGCCAGGCAGAUCCGGAGAUCGUCCUUUCGGAUUAUCCCUGGUUCCACGGGACUCUGUCCAGGAUCAAGGCAGCCCAGCUGGUCCUGGCAGGGGGCGCCCGCAGCCACGGCCUCUUCGUCAUCCGUCAGAGCGAGACGCGGCCAGGCGAGUACGUGCUGACCUUCAACUUCCAGGGCAAGGCCAAGCACCUGCGCCUGUCCCUGAAUGAGAAUGGUCAGUGCCACGUCCAGCAUCUCUGGUUCCAGUCCAUCUUUGACAUGUUGAGGCACUUCCACACCCACCCUAUCCCCCUGGAGUCCGGAGGAGCUGCCGACAUCACCCUUCGCAGCUACGUGCUAGCCCAGGCCCCCUUGCCCGACCCUGGCCCGGCUCCCGGCACGGUCCCUCCUCCUCCCAGCUGCUGGAGCGAGCCCCCCACCCAGCAUUAUUUCUCCAGCUUCGCCCCUGGGCCCUUCCAGCCAGCUUCUCCCUCCGAGGGUGGGGGCGCCUCCUCCUCUUCGGCCUCCUCCUCCUCAGGCACCGUCCCCCACGCGCAGUACCAUCGCACCGAGGGCACGCUGAGUGCCCGAAGCCGUAGCAACAGUGCUGAGCGCCUGCUGGAGCCCCCUGGCUCUGGAGCCGAGGACUACCACGACAGCGAGGGUGCCCGCAACAGGACCCGGGCCGUGGAGAACCAGUAUUCCUUCUACUAGGCCCGGAGAGCUCGGCUUCCCCGAGCAGGGAGCAGGGACCUGUGUGGCUGCUGGGCAAGGACACGCCAGGGAUUGUGUCGGACCCCUCGAGGUUCUUGGGGAACUGCUCAGAGGCUGACUGGAGUUUCAGAGGUGGCCGGCCUUGGGGCUGUGGCCAGUCUCUCCUCUUUCUUUUCCUUCCCUCUCCCAUGCUCUCCUCUGCCUUGGUCACACCUCCCUUGGUUACUGCUCUGGAAACAUACCCACUCACCCAUUGGGGGGGGCGGGGGUAUGGGUCACUGCUCCGUGGCCAGGACACGGUUUCCCUUCCCUCCUCCUCCCUGUCCCUUCCCUCCUCCCCCCAUGGAGCGGCCCAUGGGUUGUGAGAUUGAGUGCUCUGACCCGAAGCUCUUCAGUGAAGAUAUGAUGUGAUUAAAGAGCCUGUUUUAGGGACUGCAGCAA
Molecule: messenger RNA, 2753 nt
Organism: Monodelphis domestica (gray short-tailed opossum)
Lineage: Eukaryota; Metazoa; Chordata; Mammalia; Didelphimorphia; Didelphidae
Gene: SH2B2
Product: SH2B adaptor protein 2
Biological process (GO): intracellular signal transduction; antigen receptor-mediated signaling pathway
Cellular component (GO): plasma membrane
Molecular function (GO): transmembrane receptor protein tyrosine kinase adaptor activity
Source: RefSeq, a predicted model, not a curated record